AUGAAGAUUAAAGAACAUGUCAGAAAGGUAAUUGGACGAAGCAUUUUCGACAGCCGGGGAAUUCCUACUGUGGAGGUGGACAUUGAAGCAUCUUUUGCAACUGCACGGGCCAGCUGCCCAUCAGGGGCAUCCACUGGCUCACAGGAGGCUCUUGAGCUUAGAGAUGGAAAUAACUCAAAGUGCAUGGGGAAAAGUGUUCAAAAGGCCCUAAUUGGGGUUGAAGAACUUGCAACUUCUCUUAUAUCUACACCCCUUGAGAUAACCGACCAGGCUGCAAUUGACAAGCACAUGGUGUCCCUGGAUGGAACAAAAAACAAAAGCAGAGUGGGCGCCAACUCAAUACUCCCCAUAUCCAUUUGCUUUUCAAGACUGGGUGCCAGGUGCAUGAAAGUCCAGGACUGGGAAUAUAUCCAAAUGCUUGUCAACAAUGACAAAAUGUACCCUUGCGGUAUGUGCUCUUCUGCUUCUGCACCUGCACCACCCUCUGAUAAAAGCCAGAACCUUCCAGAUGGAAGUGUCGUUGUGGAAAACUCGAACGCAGAAAAAUCUGUAGAGAAAUCUGCAGAAAAAGAAGUGGAGCAGCCGGCUGCAAAUGAGUCACUGCCUUGCAAAAAUGUAAAGUCACCGGAGGGGUGCAGGAAUAGCGUGCAAAAGAAGAAUGCAGGCCUGACAAUUCCAAAGAUAUUUUUCAACAUAAUCAAUGGAGGAAGACACUCAGACAACGGACUCUUUGUACAGGAAAUCAUGGUUUCUUUUGAGGGAAAUGCCCCAUACACCGUGCUGUCCUGUGCCUCUGAGUUCAUCUGGGCACUAAAGGCCAUUGUGAAGAAGAGGUAUAAGCUGACAGGUGUUGGGGAUGAAGGAGGAUUUGCUCCCCCCAUAAACUCUCUUGAGGAGGGUCUUGAUCUGAUCCAAGAGGCGUCUGCUGCCUCUGGAAUAAAGCCUGUGAUUGCUUUGGAUGUUGCUGCCUCAGAGUUCUACCAGAACGGAAAGUACAACAUAGGAUGGAAAACAAAAGACAAGUUUCUGACUCAGGCUGAAAUGAUUGAGUACUAUAUCAAAAUAAUCAAGAAGUACAAGGUUGUGAUGAUUGAGGACCCAUUUGAUGAAAAAGACUAUGAAGGCUGGGCCAAGUUUAUGGAAGAAGCUGCCAAGCUGAAUGUGCAAAUAGUCGGUGAUGACCUCAUUGUGACAAACCCAGAGCUUAUAAAGAAGGCAGGUGAGAAGAAGCUGUGCAAUGUUGCCCUUAUAAAGAUGAACCAGAUAGGAACAAUUACAGAGACCAUACAGGCUGUCAAGGAGGCAAGGCACCAGGGCAUGAAGAUCAUGGCCAGCCACAGAAGCGGGGAGACAGAAGAUAUCUUCCUGUCACAUCUUUCUGUUGGACUCUCUGCAGACUAUCUCAAAGCAGGCUCUCUUUGCAGGUCUGAAAGAGUCUCUAAGUACAACGAGCUUGUUCGAAUAUUCGAAAAGAGCAAGAUUGAUACGUUUAGAUAA
Messenger RNA from Nematocida ausubeli, 1497 nucleotides. RefSeq lists its product as uncharacterized. The record is from RefSeq and is a predicted model, not a curated record. The transcript has a single exon. The coding region runs from base 1 to 1497 and encodes 498 amino acids. Gene Ontology annotation, biological process: glycolytic process. Lineage: Eukaryota; Fungi; Microsporidia. Gene Ontology annotation, molecular function: magnesium ion binding; phosphopyruvate hydratase activity. Gene Ontology annotation, cellular component: phosphopyruvate hydratase complex.